Lodderomyces elongisporus is the source of this 1305-nucleotide messenger RNA. RefSeq lists its product as uncharacterized. The coding region runs from base 1 to 1305 and encodes 434 amino acids. Lineage: Eukaryota; Fungi; Ascomycota; Pichiomycetes; Serinales; Debaryomycetaceae. The transcript has a single exon. The record is from RefSeq and is a predicted model, not a curated record.
AUGGACCACACAAAUGUACGCACUUUUAAAAGACCCAGAGAUUAUGAGAUCCCUACAAGGGAACAACUAGCUGCCAUAUUCAAUCCUCUGAAAAAGUACAAACCAUCAUUGGACCGGGGGAAACAAACAAGAAAAGACUCGGAUGCUUUGAAUAAAGGAGUGCAGUCACCACCACCUUCGCCUACUUUAUCCUCUGGGCAAGCAUCUAGCACACAUCCAGCAACAACGACGACGACGUUGCAGAACAAAUCUCCAAAUACCGAAAAUACGUUGGCAAGCUGGUUACUAAAUUCUGCCCCGCCAGAUAUUGUGCCCAUUGUACAUCCACCUUCGUUUGUGCUGGAUUUCUUUACUGAUGUCACCACGGAUUUGACAGAUAGUAAAAGACUAAAUCAAGUAUGUGGUAUCAUAUCCAAAUUCCCACCUCCAAUACCACCGCCAAUCAAUGGUAAAAAAACAAGUUUCCUAUCUUCUUCUACUUCUUCUUCUUCUUCACAAGUCGCUUCUAAUACACGAUAUAAAUCGGUUAGUACAGAAGAUAACAAGGCUGAUGGUGUUCAUAUUAAAAAGGAAAAACAAACUAAAGCAAGAAAAGAAUCAAGAGAAGAAAGUGUUGGUAUAACCGAUGAUGACAAGGACGAGUAUGGAUACGAAUAUGAAUAUUAUGACGAUAACGAUGACGGGGAAGGUGAGGCAGAACGAGAAGAAGAAAGAGAAGGGGCUGGAAAGUUUAAAAUUGCCAAAGAAGGUGGAAUUAUGGUUCCAUUCAUCUAUCCUCCGCCGCCUGUGGUUGACCUCGAUGCUCUACCCUACUCUUUGGCGUCUUUUCAAAAGAAAUUUCAAGAUUCCUUGAACAAGCUUUCAACUAAUCCAGAAACUGUUUCGCAAUCCAAGGCUAUGGCGGAAGAUGCAGGAACUUUGGAGCAUGAUCGCAGCAAUCACCAAGGCAAAAAUAAUUACAAACAACCUUCAUUAACUAUACCUUCUUACUCUACUCCUUCUCUAGCUCCAAAUUCACCGACUCAUGAAAAAACAUCUAAAAGACGAGGGAAAAGACCGUUUAUUGCACAAGAUCCAGUAUCACCUGAGUCCACUGCGACAAUAGACAAAAGUGGGGUUUCAGAGAUCAAACUGCAUGAAAAAAGUAUGGAUGAAGCAACUUCAAAAGAGGCUCCGUUUUUACCUAGUGCUUCCCCACAAAAUGAAGGCACACCUUUGCUUCUGUCUCAAUUACCUUUGACAACACCAAACCGUGCUUUAAACCGUGCUUUGCAUGCUGCAAAACCAGUAUCGAAUAAAAUAUAG